UCCCACUAAAAUUUCCACCAAAACUGAAAUCAUCAUUGUAAUAAAGCAAAAAUUUUACCAAAAGUUUGCAAUUUUUUGCAAAAUGAGCUAAAUUUUUAGUCCGUACAGUAAAAUUUUUAUCUUGUAUUUCCUAGAGAACGAGAACUCGUUGUAAAAAUCAAGCAAGCAAAAUUGACAAGUCUAAACUUGAUUCAAAUUCCAAAUUGGGCAAAGGUUUUUCUUCUUUUUCCACACAAAAGAAAACAUAAUUGGAUCCUCGCAUUGUCCGUUGUAGUUAGUUAAUUAAUAAUUAAAUAAAGUUGUGAUCCAUUCUAUCUUCUUCGUCUCCUCAUCCUCCUCCAAGCUAUGAUGCCGCCCCGAGCAGGCGCCAACAAUGGGUCACGACACUUUGACCUGGACCAGAUUUGGGAUGACUUACGUCAAGGGAUCGAACAGGUUUAUGCGAGAAGGGGGAUGUCCAAACCGAGAUAUAUGGAGCUCUAUACACAUGUCUACAACUACUGCACGUCUGUCCACCAACAAGGCGGCGCAGGUCCGGGGGGAAACACAAGGGCAGCAGCGAAUCGACCCACUCGCGCCAGACCGACCGGGACGGGCGCCUCGAAUCACAACAGCGGCGCACAGUUCGUCGGCCAAGAGUUGUAUAAAAGGCUUAAAGAGUUUUUGAACGAUUAUUUAAACCAAUUGACAAAGACCGGCGGCGACAUGAUGGGCGAACAAGUUCUUCAGUUUUACACGAAACAGUGGGAAGAGUACCGUUUCAGUUCCAAAGUUCUCAACGGUGUUUGCGCUUACCUUAAUCGACAUUGGGUUCGUCGCGAGUGUGACGAAGGGAGAACGAAUGUCUACGAGAUUUACCAGUUGACCUUGGUGACCUGGAAGGAGACUUUGUUUGAAAAGCUGCACCAACAAGUCACCAACGCGGUUCUGGCGCUGAUUGAGCGUGAAAGGAAUGGCGAAACGAUCAACACUACCCUCAUCUCUGGAGUCAUUGGUUCUUAUGUUGAACUCGGAAUUGAAGAGGAGGAUACCACGUUGAACGGUUCAUUGAUGUCGUCAACGACCACCACUCCGACUGCUCCUCCAGCCCCGUCGCGGACAGGACCACAUUUAGGAACGUAUAAAAACCAUUUUGAAAAUCAAUUUCUCGCUGCCACGCAAAACUUUUAUGCAAAAGAGUCCGUCGAAUUUAUCGGACAAAAUCCAGUCACUGAGUAUAUGAAGAAGGCUGAGCAACGUUUGACAGAGGAGCACAACCGUGUAGAAAAAUACCUUCAUGAUAGCACGUUAAACACGUUGAUGAAGGCUUGCGAAACGGUCUUGAUCCAAAAUCAACUUGACACCCUGCACACCGAGUUUCAAAAUCUUCUCCAGCACGAGAAGAAGGACGACUUGGGAAGAAUGUACCAACUCGUGGCACGCCUCGAAGACGCCCUCGGCGACAUGAAGAACUUUCUCGAAGCUCACAUUUGCACCCAGGGUCUCAACGCGCUGGACGAACUGGGAGAGUCUGCGCAAUCCGACCCUAAGACCUAUGUGACCACGAUACUCGAAGUCCAUAAGAACUAUCACGCCCUUGUUCUCACCGCCUUUAAAAACGACUCUGGUUUCGUCGCCGCGCUCGACAAAGCGUGUGGAAAAUUCAUUAACAACAACGCGAUAACCAAGGCCGUCCAAUCCACCCAAAAGUCACCCGAACUCCUCGCCCGCUAUUGUGACCUCUUGCUUAAGAAGACCAACAAAAACCCUGAGGAUCAGGAAAUGGAGGACACGCUAAAUCAAGUGAUGGUCGUGUUCAAAUACCUCGAGGACAAGGACGUUUUUCAGAAAUUUUACAGCAAGAUGCUAGCCAAUCGAUUGGUGUCGCACAUGUCAGCGUCCGACGAGGCGGAGUCGUCCAUGAUUGGGAAGCUGAAACACGCCUGUGGCUUCGAGUACACGUCCAAACUGCAGCGAAUGUAUCAAGAUAUCGGCCUCUCGAAAGACCUCAAUGAUGAGUUCAAACAGUGGAUGACGACGAAUGAGGCGACCGCAGCAGCAGCAGGCACCGCGACCCCGUCUUCCACAAGUAGUAGUAGUCCGAGCAAUCUAGAUUUUCAAAUUCAAGUCUUGUCCUCGGGAUCCUGGCCGUUUACGCAGUGUGUCGAAUUCGCGCUACCUUCAGAGUUGGAACAGAGCGUUAACAAAUUUAACGAAUUUUACAAUGGUAAACACUCUGGCCGGAAGCUGUCCUGGCUCUAUAACCGAUCGAAAGGGGACAUAACGACGAACUGUUUCAAGAACAAGUACAUCUUCCAAGCCUCCACUUUUCAAAUGGCCGUCCUCCUCAUGUUCAACUCGAACGACUCGUACCGCGUGUCCGAGCUGGCGGACGCGACCCGCCUCAAGAUGGACAUUCUCGUCCAGGUGCUCCAGAUUCUGCUCAAGGUCAAGCUCCUUCUCCUCCCGGCGGGCGAGAGUGAAGAUGACCUCACAGAAGGCAGCGUCGUCUCCCUCUUCAAGGAGUACAAGAACAAGAAGCUCCGCGUCAAUAUUAACGUUCCCCUCAAAGCGGAAAUCAAACAGGAGCAAGAACAGACACACCAGGUGAUUGAGGAAGAUCGCAAACUCCUCAUACAGGCCGCAAUCGUUCGCAUUAUGAAGAUGAGAAAGGUUCAUAAACAUCAGCAACUCGUCGCAGAAGUUCUCACCCAACUCUCGGCGAGAUUCAACCCGCGUGUACCGAUGAUCAAGAAAUGCAUUGACAUCCUAAUCGAGAAGGAGUACCUUGAACGUUCCGCAACCGACAGGGAUUCCUAUUCGUACCUGGCCUAGCAGCUCGUGCGCCUCCGCGGACCACAGCCUCCACCACCACCAACGACUCCUCCUUCUCUCGAAAUCCAACCUCUCCCUGCAUCGCAUGAUUGAUUAUUAUUCAACUAACCAAGAAGAAAAAAACUACUAUGUAUCCUCUUGUUGUCCGUGAGUGGAAGAAGAAAAAAUAUCAUCACGAACCCCAAAAUUCACCCGUUUUAUAAAAAAAAUAAUUUGCAAUUAAUCUGCCGGCUCGAGAGGAAAGUGGACGUGGAUGAUUAAUAAUGAUUAAACCUUAUUUAAUAAUAAUCAAUUUAUUACUACAAAGUUGUACCCUGUCCUCUCCUCCUCCUCUCUCUCUAAAUCUAAUUAUGUAUUAAUUAAGGAUAUUUACUUAGUAGAUAAGAUUUGCGUAAAUAAGACUCGACUUAACGACAUGCAUGAGAAGCAAAA
This is a messenger RNA of Folsomia candida, 3246 nucleotides long. RefSeq names its product cullin-1 (gene Cul1). Gene Ontology annotation, cellular component: SCF ubiquitin ligase complex. Gene Ontology annotation, biological process: protein ubiquitination; SCF-dependent proteasomal ubiquitin-dependent protein catabolic process. Lineage: Eukaryota; Metazoa; Arthropoda; Collembola; Entomobryomorpha; Isotomidae. The transcript has 12 exons. Gene Ontology annotation, molecular function: ubiquitin protein ligase binding. The record is from RefSeq and is a predicted model, not a curated record. Bases 346 to 2814 code for a protein of 822 amino acids.